Zonotrichia leucophrys gambelii is the source of this 840-nucleotide messenger RNA. RefSeq names its product sclerostin (gene SOST). The transcript has 2 exons. Lineage: Eukaryota; Metazoa; Chordata; Aves; Passeriformes; Passerellidae. Bases 18 to 656 code for a protein of 212 amino acids. The record is from RefSeq and is a predicted model, not a curated record. Gene Ontology annotation, biological process: negative regulation of Wnt signaling pathway; ossification; negative regulation of BMP signaling pathway. Gene Ontology annotation, molecular function: BMP binding.
AAAGCUGAUCUGUGACCAUGCAGAUCCCUUGGGCUGUGUGUGCUGUCUGUGUCCUGGCACAAAUCUCGCUUCCCUCUGCGCAAGGCUGGCAGGUGUUUAAAAAUGAUGCUACAGAAAUCAUCCCUGAGAUCACUGAAAAUCCAGAAACGCCAAUGGAGCCGACUUUCAGCAACAACAACACCAUGAACCAGGCAAAACAUGGGGGAAGACACAUACAGCAAACUCCAGACCUCAGUGAUGCCGCCUUCAGCUGCCGGGAGGUUCGCACCACGCGGUUCCUGACGGACGGGCCGUGCCGCAGCCUGAAGCCGGUGAAGGAGCUGCUGUGCUCGGGCCAGUGCGAGCCCUCGCACCUGCUGCCCAACUCCAUCGGCCGCGGCAAGUGGUGGCGGCAGAACGCGCCCGACCUGCGCUGCAUCCCCGCGCACAGCCGCACCCAGCGCGUCCUCAUGGCCUGUCCCCAGCAGGAGACGCGGACUUACAAAUUCCGGGCGGCCACGGCCUGCAAGUGCAAGCGCUACACCCGCUACCACAACCAGUCCGAGCUCAAGGACUUCGGCAAGGACGUGCCCCGGCCCCAGAAGAACAAGAAACCGCAUCUGGCCAGAGCCAGGAGCGGCAAAUCCAACCAGCACGAGCUGGAAAAUGCCUAUUAGGAGGGAAGGAUGGAUGGAUGGAUGGAUGGAUGGAAGGAGGUGGCUCUGGGUUGUUGAGUUUGUGAGGUGCCCAGGAUGAGGUGAGGGGUGAGAAUCUGCCUCCCAUGUUCUCAGAAGGCUGAUUUAUUAUUUUAUGGUAUUAUAUUGUAUUAAAAGAAUAUACUAAAACUAAGGGAAAGGAUAC